Phyllostomus hastatus (greater spear-nosed bat) is the source of this 801-nucleotide messenger RNA. RefSeq names its product testis specific 13 (gene TSGA13). The record is from RefSeq and is a predicted model, not a curated record. The transcript is spliced from 7 exons. NCBI's taxonomy places the organism in Eukaryota, Metazoa, Chordata, Mammalia, Chiroptera, Phyllostomidae. Bases 1 to 801 code for a protein of 266 amino acids.
AUGGAAGGAAAGAAGGGCAGGUUCUCAUUUGGUAAACCAAAGACUUCUCUAACUAAUGCAAUUAAACUGGAGAAGGGAGUUGUGGACAAUGAUGAGAUUUUCGAUCCAGGCGGGCAAUCCAAAUUCGUUCUCAAGAACCUUCAGCAUUACACAGUCCAUCCCCAACUGGGUCAGUACUAUGAGCCCCUGAAGCCCAGCGCACUGCAGAAACUCAUGGCUCGGAACAAGAAAGUCUUAAGCUUCACGCUCAAAGUCACGGAGUAUGAUCAGGAUAAGACCUUACUGAUCCUGACCAACAACCCACCUCCAUCCCCGAUGGGCCAGCAAGGAAAGGACCUCCCACCAAAAUACUUUCCCAAGGAGUUCCUGCUCAAGCACAACACUGCUGAGAAGGUCUGCCUACUUUCAAUGCCUCAGAAAAAAAUGUUAAGACCUAAGCUGAAACCAGUCUUCCCUGUGACACUGUUGAAGGGUCCUGCAUCCAAGCAAGAACAAUGGUUUAGGUUUUCCACCGAGAAUGAUUUCAAGAGUGAAGGAAAAUAUUCGAUGUUCUGUACUUUGAGGAAACAGAAAAACAUGUACCCUCAGCUCACCUUUGCUCAAGUCUGUAACAGAGACACAGUAAAAGAUGUCUCCAAGAAGUCACAAAGUGGCACGGCGACUUCGAAGAUUAAGUGGGAACCAUUAACCCUUGAAUCGCUUCUGGAGGAGAAGCCCACCAGAAUCGCGCCUGGGGAGAAAGACUUCCGUUUUGGAAGGGCCCAGCAUUGGUUCACUAAAAAUACCGCUGCCAUUAAGUAA